Messenger RNA from Adineta steineri, 1065 nucleotides. The record is from the annotation of a GenBank genome assembly. NCBI's taxonomy places the organism in Eukaryota, Metazoa, Rotifera, Eurotatoria, Adinetida, Adinetidae.
AUGGAUAAGUCAUGUAUUAAUAUUCGACAGGUAGUUUCUACAUUACCAUUAUCUGUACAUAAUGAGUUGGAAGAAAUAAUUCAUUAUUUAUACAUGAUCAUUUAUCCUAUUAUAUUCAUUGUUGGUCUUAUUGGUAAUUUACUUUCAUCAUUACUUUUCUCUAUUACUGAAUUGAAUCAAACUUCAUGUGGUAUCUAUUUUCUUCUUCUUUCAAUAUUCGAUUCAUUAGCAUUAAUUGGUGGUCUUCAUCAUUGUUUAACAAUUGGUUAUCAUAUUACUGUACCUAAUGCUUCUUAUUGUCGUAUCCGUAAUUUAGUUUUAUAUACAUCGAUGGAUAUGGCUUCAUGGAUGGUUGUAGCGAUAUCAGUUGAUCGUUAUCUUAAAGUUAAAUUUCCUAUUAAAACACGUAUUUAUUGUACAAAAAAAUUAAAUAUAAUUGUAUCGUGUAUAUUAACUGUAAUUCUUACUUUAAAAAAUAUUCAUCUUUCAACUAAAUUUAUUGGAAAUAUUUCUGAUGAUGCAGAUGAUUAUUGUGGUCCAAAUCCGAAUUAUCCAACCUAUAUGUCAUUUUUUAAAAAUAUAUGGCCAUGGAUUGAUUUAACAACAUUUGCACUAUUACCAUUUGUUAUUGUUACUUUAUGUAAUAUUUCUAUUGUAUAUGAUCAAUAUAAACGACAUUUAAAAUUUGGACGUCGUAAUCUUGAUCGUACAUUAAUUAAAUUUCUUUUAAUUAGUUCAUUUUCGUUUAUAAUUUGUAAUUUUCCAAUAUCAAUAACAGUUGUUCUAUAUCCAUAUAUUUCAAAAAGUUAUGGUACAAAAGAAACUUAUGAUGAAGCUGCAUUUAUAUUCGAUAUUUUACGAUUACCAUCUUAUGCGUCAUUAGCAUUUAAUUUUUAUAUAUAUUAUUAUUCAUCAAGUAUAUUUCGACAACAUGCUAUUCUUCUAUUUAAACGUAUAUUUCGAAUACAAUUAAAAGAUGAUCUUGAUCAUGUUUCAUUGGAAAAUAUGAUUCGAAGACAAAUUCAAAAACAAUCGAAAUUAAACGAAGCAUUUGAAGAAAAAUAA